GUCACUUCUCAAUAAACGCGACACGGAUAUGGUUCUUGACUUAUCAAGCACAUUAAGUAUUUUUCUCUGGACUGCUGCGUCGACUUGAGAAUAUAUACGGCGAAUUUACACUCUCAGACAUCCUGCUCACAAUGUCGUCUUCGUUCGAACCUUCACUUUCGACGAGUGGUGUGCGACCGCCACUCGCAACAGCAGAUGCACCAUCGAUGGCAGACACGCUACCUAGCAUCAAUUUCGGAUUUGAGGACUUGCGUAACCGCAUGGCUCAGUUCACCGCUCGCUUCGAUGCUUUCAUUGAGCGAGGUCGGAAACAGGUGCUAGAAGAGCGAAACCAGUUCAGGAUAGGAUUGGCAGAGUUACAAGAGGAUCAGCGCAUGCGACAAAGAGAUAUUGAGAUUAUUAAUCUCAAGGCCCAGACGCACGAGCAGACCCUCCAGAAAGAGGCGGCUGAGGCAGCCGAAAUGCACGCUGCUAUCUCUUCCGUCGCAUUAGAACGCGACUCUCGUCUUGCGAAGCGUGACCGUCUGAAGCAACAAAUUGAAGAAACUCAGAGUGCCAUCAACCAGAAAUUAGAAGCCCAGAAAGCUCAUGCCCGACAUCUAGACGCACAGUCGCGAUUGAACCUGCCAGAAUUAGAAUUCUGGCAGGAUUAUCUAUGUUUGCGAAUCGAAGGUGCCGGACGAGAAGAUCGGUUGAAAUUCGUCUACAGUCACCUUUUGGAGAAAGAUUGGGACACGGAGGCGUGGUUUGAACUAGGAACCGCCAGUCGCGAUUACGAAGUCUUCCAUACGCGGCCGAAAGUGGAUAGAGAAGCUCUGGAGCGGGAAGUCGACCUCUUGAACGAGGACCGUGAUUUUGGGGCUUUUCUGAAAAGGAUGCGCAGGCUACUUGUCGAAUCGCUGAAGUAGGGUGUUACCCGCUAUUGGCUAAGGAAGCGUGAUAUGACUUCUAUUCUACUUGACUGUUUUAGACGAUACAGUUCGCUUGCUCAACCGCAGCGCGGGAAAGAAGAAUCCCUCUCGUCUGGUCUUUCUCCAAAAGCACAAUAGGGGGUCUGCCCAAACAGUAAUCAGCCACCAGUUGCUUCGCGAUAGAAAGCUAUGCUUCGGCUUGCUCCAGCAGUAGCAAAUCCUUCAGACCUCCCAGUCUUUGGCAGCCAUUUGGCGCUCCAAACCGCCUUCUCCGUUUCUGAAUGAGUUGCGACGCACGACCUUGUAUCAAUUGACCAGACUUUAACUUUUCCGU
Molecule: messenger RNA, 1245 nt
Organism: Aspergillus novofumigatus IBT 16806
Lineage: Eukaryota; Fungi; Ascomycota; Eurotiomycetes; Eurotiales; Aspergillaceae
Product: kinetochore Spc25 family protein
Exons: 2
Coding region: 132-908 (258 amino acids)
Biological process (GO): chromosome segregation
Cellular component (GO): Ndc80 complex
Source: RefSeq, a predicted model, not a curated record